Aspergillus oryzae RIB40 is the source of this 2337-nucleotide messenger RNA. Its product is annotated as potassium ion transporter. Gene Ontology annotation, cellular component: plasma membrane. The transcript has 2 exons. Gene Ontology annotation, biological process: intracellular potassium ion homeostasis; potassium ion import across plasma membrane. The record is from RefSeq and is a predicted model, not a curated record. Gene Ontology annotation, molecular function: high-affinity potassium ion transmembrane transporter activity. Lineage: Eukaryota; Fungi; Ascomycota; Eurotiomycetes; Eurotiales; Aspergillaceae. The coding region runs from base 1 to 2337 and encodes 778 amino acids.
AUGUUCUCCUCUUUCAUUCGCGGGGUAUCCUCGCUGAAGUCGCAGGUGCCACUAUUAAAGAACCUUCACCUCAACUACAUCUUGAUACACUAUACUUAUAUCAUUGCGAUGAGCAUAAUCACCUCGAUUAUCAUUUACCCAGGAAACGACCUCGCCUACAUCGAUGCUCUCUUCUUCGCAGCGGGGGCCGCCACGCAGAGUGGACUGAAUACCGUCGACUUCAACCUGCUAAGGACAUACCAGCAGGUGAUCCUCUACUGGGUCUCCAUGCUGACAACUCCCAUUUUCAUCAAUACCGUUCUCGUCUUUGUCCGACUGUACUGGUUUGAGAAGCGGUUUCAGCACGUGGUGCGUGAUGCUCGAGCUUUGCGCCAGACCCGAUCCAGAAUGCGGACCAUUAGCGAAGACAAGGAUAACCAGACUCAUGACCGUGAGGAGGCCGGUGUUGGGGGUCGCGCCAUUGUGGUGUUGCGCAAUAACCAGGGAGACGCCCCGGGCCGGGAGCAACAAGACGCUAUCUACAAAACACCCUCCGACAGUGAGUCGGGGCCCAGUUCGUCAGCGGCCAGAGAUGAGAGUGGCAAUACCUCUGAGCAAGAAACCGACCCGAACAACAACUUGAAGCGAGGGUUUGGGAGUCUCCGGGUUCCAGCCCAGUUGAGCCCCGAACAGCACAUUGCCUUCUUGGAGAACCAAAGGAAGCCCAAGGGUGCGUUGAGAAUUCCCAGUCCAAGGGAAUAUGAUCGUGGUGGCGUUCCCGAGGCCCUGGAAGAAGGGGAAGGUGAAGGAGCAGAAGCCGCUCGCCAGACCAGCAAUCUAUCCGACGAGCCACCGAGCCCACGCCAUGUGGAGGAGGAUGACCAGGUAGGACCGAUGGAGGGUCCGCAUAUCACCAUCAAUGAGCCGGAUAUGAUCCGGACACGGACGAGGAAUUCCACCUUCCCCCGGCUAGAUACCCGUCCUACCGUGCGCGAGACGAGGGACUUCGGCGAUCCGUCGCCUCUUGCUCGCACCACCACCCGGAGACCCACGUUCACCGGUGUGUUUCGGUCCCUGACGCAGGAGAGAGACCGGAACACGCUUCCAUAUCUGAGCUGGAAUGCAACGGUCGGUCGUAAUUCCCAGUUCGUUGAUUUGACUGAGGAACAACGUGAUGAGCUAGGAGGCAUCGAAUAUCGGGCACUCAAAACAUUGGCGGUCGUGUUGAUCUCGUACUAUGUCUUCUUUCACCUGCUGGGGGUCGUCUGCCUAGUGCCAUGGAUCAUGACGACCCGUUGGGGUGCGGUUGUCACCAAUAUCGGGCAAGGUCGACCUUGGUGGGCGAUCUUCACGGCUGCGUCCUCUUUCAACGACGUGGGGUUCUCCAUCACCCCUGACUCGAUGAGCUCCUUCCAGGAAGCCGUUUUUCCCCUGCUUCUGUUGGCAUUCCUCAUCAUUAUCGGCAACACAGGCUUCCCCUGUAUGUUGCGAUUGAUCAUUUGGCUGUUGUCCAAGUUUGCGCGAAAAGAAUCUCCCUUGUGGGAGGAGUUGAGGUUUCUCUUAGAUCACCCUCGUCGCUGUUUCACCCUUCUCUUCCCCCGUAAUGCUACCUGGUGGCUGUUCGCGAUCCUAGUGGCGUUGAACGGGAUUGAUCUGAUCUUUUUCAUUAUUCUGGACUUGAAAGAUUCGGCGGUCACCUCAUUAUCUACCGGUAUCAAAAUCCUAGACGGCCUUUACCAGGCCGCGUGCACACGUACUGCAGGCUUUUCUGUUGUCAGCAUAUCCGAAUUACAUCCCGCUGUCCAGGUGUCCUACAUGAUCAUGAUGUAUAUUUCCGUUUUUCCGAUUGCCAUCUCUCUCCGGCGAACCAAUGUCUAUGAAGAGCAGAGUCUUGGAGUCUACCCUGCAGAGGAAGAUGACAACGAGGACAACCAGACCGCGCCGAGUUAUAUUGGAGCUCACUUGCGGCGGCAGCUAAGUUUCGACUUGUGGUACGUGUUCUUGGGCUUGUUCAUCAUCACUAUUGUAGAAGGAGGGCGCCUGCAGCGCCAGGACGAUUACUCGUUUCAAAUCUGGUCUGUGCUUUUCGAGGUCGUCUCCGCCUAUGGCACUGUCGGUUUAUCCAUGGGGUACCCAGGAGUCAAUGCAUCUUUCGCGAGUCAGUUCCAAACACUGUCCAAGUUAGUUAUCAUCGCCAUGCAAGUCCGUGGUCGGCAUCGUGGUCUCCCCUACUCACUGGACCGUGCCAUCCUGCUUCCAUCCGAGGCUUUGAACCACCAUGAAAUUGCGGAUGCAGAGCGUCGAAUGCGCCGCCGUGCCUCCAGUCUCAGCCAGAUAAGCUCUCUUGCUUUAUCGUGA